UCUGCAGCAGGGUUCUCCAGAGCUCCUGCCUCCGCGCUUAGGUCCGGAACCCGGGCCACCCACGGGGCGGUGGGCUCACCUUGGCCCUCGGCUGUGCAAAGCCCCGAAGACAAGACUAACUGGGUGCUGUUCCUCGUGGGGCUGAUCCCCGAGGCCCCGCUAUGGACGGCGAGAGCGAAGUGGAUUUUUCUAGCAACCGUUUAACCCCUUUGUGGCGGAGGCGGUCAACCCCUCAGCCCCAGCUGCUGGGCCGGAAUAAGCCGAGACCCCAGUCUUACCAGAGCCCCAGUGGGUUGCUGAUCACGGAUUUCCCGGUGGAGGACCGAGAGACGCUCCCUGCGGCUCAGAUUCCCGCCCAGGUGCCCACCGCCUCGAACGGCAGGACGGUCCAGAGGAGUCCCCUGCUUCUGUGCUCCCAUCGGAGGGUCAUGGCCAAUGGGAGGAGGACGGUCUCCCCAGAGUACAGGGCUGUCUCUCCUCGGCUCCGACGACCCAAGUCACCCCAGGCCCCUAAAGCAUUGUUGGGCGGCUCCCCCAAAUCCCCAGCGAAUGGAACGGUGACCUCAUCUGCGCCGCAGCCGCAGGCGCUGUGCCCCCCGCGGACUCCUAAUGCAUCCGCCCCCUGCAGCCCGGAGGACUCGACCGGAUUGACUGCCAGCCCCCUGCCUUCGCCGGCUGCAAAUGGGUUUACCCCUAAUACCGACUCCCCAGGCUCCCUUUUGCUAUCCGACCAGACAGCUAAGGACCCUGAGCGGGUACCCUCGAGACCCUCCCCUGCGCCCCAAGAAAGGUCUUUGGAACAAAAACUUGCCCUCCAAAGGCUGCCCUCACAGGAGAACGAGUUCCUGGAGAAUCAGUCAGUAGUUUUGAGCACAAACAGCCCGGCUGCCCUCAAAGUGGGGAAGCAACAGAUUAUUCCGAAGAGCCUGGCCUCGGAAAUUAAACUAAGUAAAAACAACAGUCAGAAUGUGGAGCCCCACAAGAGACUGCUUAAGGUGCGCAGCAUGGUGGAGGGCCUCGGAGCGCCUCUGGGCCCCGCAGAGGACGAAAGCGAGGCAGAGAACGACGUAGACAGCCCGGGGUCUCUGCGGAGAGGCUUGCGGUCUACGUCCUAUCGCAGAGCGGUGGUCAGUGGUGUUGAUUUUGACAGUCCUACCACCUCGAAGAAGAAGAACAGAAUGUCCCAGCCGGUUCUGAAAGUAGUGAUGGAAGACAAAGAGAAGUUCUCCAGCCUGGGAAGGAUAAAGAAAAAAAUGCUGAAAGGACAAGGACCAUUUGAUGGGGAAGAAAGUGCUGUCCUAUAUCAGAACUACAAAGAAAAGGCCCUUGACAUUGACUCUGAUGAAGAAUCGGAGCCCAAAGAACCAAAGUCAGACGAAAAAAUUGUGGUUCACCAUAAGCCUCUGAGAUGUGCAUGGAGCCAGCUCUCUGCAGUGAAAAGAAAUGGAUUAUCUCAGACAGUUAGCCAGGAGGAAAGAAAGAGACAAGAGGCUAUCUUUGAAGUCAUAUCUUCCGAGCAUUCAUAUUUACUCAGCUUGGAGAUCUUGAUACGAAUGUUUAAAAAUUCUAAAGAACUGAGUGAUACGAUGACCAAAACAGAGAGUCACCAUCUUUUCUCCAAUAUUACAGAUGUCUGUGAGGCGAGCAAAAAAUUCUUUACAGAGUUGGAAGCCAGACAUCAGAAUAAUAUCCUCAUAGAUGACAUAAGUGACAUUGUGGAAAAACACACAACAUCCACAUUUGACCCGUAUGUGAAAUACUGCACAAAUGAAGUCUAUCAACAACGAACACUACAAAAAUUGUUAGCCACCAAUCCAUCUUUUAAGGAAGUAUUGUCACGAAUCGAGUCCCACGAAGACUGCAGGAACUUACCCAUGAUCUCUUUCCUGAUUCUCCCCAUGCAGAGGGUGACGCGCCUUCCCCUGCUGAUGGAUACUAUCUGUCAAAAAACACCUAAGGACUCUCCGAAGUAUGAAGUCUGCAAAAGGGCCUUAAAGGAAGUAAGCAAGUUGGUUCGUCUGUGUAAUGAAGGCGCCCGGAAGAUGGAAAGGACUGAAAUGAUGUACACAAUUAACUCCCAGCUGGAAUUUAAAAUUAAGCCUUUCCCUCUAGUCUCCUCUUCCCGGUGGUUGGUAAAGAGAGGUGAGUUGACAGCCUAUGUAGAAGACACUGUGCUUUUCUCAAAAAGGACAUCCAAACAGCAAGUCUACUUCUUCCUCUUUAACGACGUGCUCAUUAUCACCAAGAAGAAGAGUGAAGAAAGUUACAACGUCAAUGAUUAUUCCUUAAGAGAUCAGCUAUUGGUGGAGUCUUGUGACAAUGAAGAGGUCACUUCUUCUCCAGGGAAGAACAGUUCCACAAUGCUUUAUUCCCGACAGAGCUCUGCCAGUCACCUGUUCAGGCUGACAGUCCUUAGUAACCAUGCGAAUGAGAAAGUGGAAAUGCUACUGGGGGCUGAAACACAGAGUGAUCGCGCCCGCUGGAUCACCGCGCUGGGACACAGCAGCGGGAAGCUGCCUCGGGACCGAACCUCACUAACCCAGGUGGAAAUCAUUAGAUCAUUUACUGCCAAGCAGCCAGAUGAACUCUCCCUGCAGGUGGCAGACGUGGUCCUCAUUUAUCAACGUGUCAGUGAUGGCUGGUAUGAAGGGGAAAGACUGCGCGAUGGAGAAAGGGGCUGGUUUCCUAUGGAAUGUGCCAAGGAGAUAACCUGUCAAGCUACAAUUGAUAAGAACAUGGAGCGAAUGGGACGGUUGCUCGGACUGGAGACCAACGUGUAGCCUCUCUGACGGCCUUUUGUUACUGCAAGAUUUGCACUACAUCAUGGUGGGCUGGUUGGUUCUGGGCUGGUUUUCUUGUUAAUGUUAACACAGCCUAUUGGAUUAAAAGAAGGCAAACAUUUGCCUUUAAGCUUGCCAGGGAGAUAUGUUCUCUCGGGAGAACAGCUACUGGAUACAUACAGUUAGUUCACAAAGCUCAGUUUGUAUUCCACGACCCUCUUGCAAACCUCUAGAGGCAAACAGAAUAGCCAGCCGACCAUGUCAGGGAGCAGACGGCCUCAGCAGCUCCUAGCUGCACCGCGCCUGGCGUUAAAAAAAGCAUAGAAGAUGCUGUGUCCUGAUUCUCCCUAUCCUCACUUAACCAAGAGCGUACUAUCCCUCUUUAAACAUCUCCUGCAUAUGGUUCCCCUAGUAUUAGCAAGGUUUUAUAUCUUUAAGGAAUGCCCAGUUUUAUAAAUAUUUUUCUGCCUUUUAUAGAUCUGAUUAUAAUGCUGUUGAUUUCAAAAGGAACUGAUCGAGUUCUGAAAAGGAGCUAAGAUUUUCUAAACCUCUUCCCAGGAAAGGGAAAUGGACACUUGAAUUUUUGCCACCUCUUUCCUCAAUAGAAGGGAAGGAGCCUUAAAAACAUUUAAAGAAUAAAUGAACAUUUCACCCAGUAUUGAUCUUAGAUAAAUAUAGUCUAAUACAACCUAAGCUACUCUAACAUAGAAUUUAGAUGGUUCACGUGUGUGAGAAAACCUUGAAUAUAGGAAAGGGGUCCAAUAUUUAAAAAUAAGCCCAAAGGAGCUGAUAAACUGACGUGAGGCUGCUUUGCCUUUAAUAAUGCAAGGUUUUUGACUAUCCCUAGUCCCAUUUCCAAACAGGAAAUGGACCGAAACUCACUUUAACGGUCUCCAAGAAGAUAAAAUUAGGCUUUACAAGGUAUCAGAAAGCCAGCAUGGUACUUAAUUGAAACAUAACAUGUUGACUUUAAUGGGAGCCCGUUUUACUUGGUGCCGAAGGCCUCAUUUGUUGGAUUUGGAGUCUCUCUUUACUGCAAGUGUCUGCAGAGCUUUAUUCCACUAGCGCAAGGAGAGAGAAAAGUCAUUUUUAAAGUAUGUUUCCUAAACAGGGAAUGAGGGCUUGGAAGACUGAGAGGGAGUGAAGUGAUUUUUACUGGCAGCUAUGUUCCCUCUCUACUCGUCUCUUCCACAGAGGGACAAAACCUGGCUAAGGACGCAUUAUGCAAAACUCAGAUCUUUGUGUGUCAUGUCCAAGCUACUGUCUGACAACCAGUUACCCAGAUUCAAUCAAGUUGCAGAAGCCUAGUACGGAGGUAAAUAUGCUUGGCUCACACGCCCUGCAUCCUGCCACCUCAACAGCGAGUCAAGGUGAGGCACCCUGGGCUUUCUCGCCCCUGGAUCGCUCUUCCUUCCCUGUGCAUUACAUUUCUGGGUGCAAACUACGUGCGAGGCCCUGAGUUCCCUUAGGUCCCAGCCAGUCUGUCAAUGAAGUCAUAGCGGUGGGCCACAGCAAGAGGUGUCUCCCAUCGGUCAAUCAAGUCAGUUUCCUCUUUUGUGUCAGACUUGGUGGAGGAGAGGCUAACAAGUUGUAAUCUAAUUCAAUGUGGUGUUUUUUUAUUUAGGAAGGUAAGUAAAUUUGUUGCUUUGCAAAGGGAUCAUUUUGUAUUAUUUUUGCUAACACCCAGUUGAAGCUAAAAAGCAACUAUACGAAUCCUGUGAAUUAAUUUAUAAGUAGAGAUGUUAAACGGUUGUGGAAACAUGUGCAUCUGCUAAAUCAAAGCCUUAUUUAGCAAGCAGGCUAAUACUGUCAUUAGAUAAAGAAUUGUUUGACGGCAGGCAUUUAACACAUUCACAAUCGUUAAGGUCAAUCGUGAAUUGUCAUUUUUACAUGCCACAGUUUUCCAACUUAGUUCAGUUUCUUUGACUAGCUUCUCUGAAUUGUACACUAUCAUUCAGUGACCUGUGGAGAAAAAAAUACUCAUUUUUGUCCCAGUGGAUGGAGACUGUUAGUAUACUUUUGGCAAAAUAUGUGAAUUUAUAAAGAGUUUGUAUAUACUUGUA
Molecule: messenger RNA, 4843 nt
Organism: Hipposideros armiger (great roundleaf bat)
Lineage: Eukaryota; Metazoa; Chordata; Mammalia; Chiroptera; Hipposideridae
Gene: ARHGEF26
Product: Rho guanine nucleotide exchange factor 26
Exons: 15
Coding region: 162-2780 (872 amino acids)
Biological process (GO): activation of GTPase activity
Molecular function (GO): protein binding; guanyl-nucleotide exchange factor activity
Source: RefSeq, a predicted model, not a curated record